Molecule: messenger RNA, 1714 nt
Organism: Stegodyphus dumicola
Lineage: Eukaryota; Metazoa; Arthropoda; Arachnida; Araneae; Eresidae
Product: cubilin-like
Cellular component (GO): plasma membrane
Molecular function (GO): protein binding
Source: RefSeq, a predicted model, not a curated record
GCCAGCAUCACGGCUGUGGCCACCCUCCCGCCUCUGGAAGAAGACGCUGCAAAGUGUGACCGAAUGUUCGUGAGUAAUUCCGAUGGUCUGAAGAACGGAACUUUUAGCGCCCCCUACAUGGAAAACAUUCAGAAUUACUCUCGCCAGUGCAUUUACACCUUCAUCGCCACCGAGGACGAAAGAGUUCAGAUCACAUUUACCCACUUUAAUCUCCGAGGAGCUAAGCCCCAGUGCAACCACGAAUACAUCGACCUUUAUAUGGAAAUCGAAGAUCCUGGAGUGGAAUUGAUCAGGACUCCGUUCGGUGGUCGUAUAUGUGGCAAAAACAUUCCUGUUUCGCGCAUAUCUAUGUACGAAACACUUGUCCUAGCUUUCUAUACCGACAAAAGCAGAGUAACGCCAGAUCUCUUCGGAGGCACUUACGAAUUUAUCGAUGCAGCGCAGUACGUCAUGGGCACCCCUACUCCAAACACAGUAUGCAGCUACAGAGUAUACAGUGACAGGAAGAGAGAAGGUGAUAUGAUGUCCCCUACCUACCCUGGUGUAUAUCCAAAGAAUUUAAAAUGCAACUACAACUUCUUCGGGAAGAGAGGACAGAGAGUCAGACUGGAGUUCAUGGAUUUUGAUCUCCUCUACGGAGGUCCACACUGUCCUUUCGACUACGUUAAAAUAUACGAUGGAGAUACUGAAGAAGAUCCUCUUAUCCAAACAUAUUGUGGUCAACAGCGAAAUUUAGUUGUGUUUUCAUCUUCAGAAAAUCUUUACGUCAAAUUUGUUACACUGCAGCGAAAUGCGGACACAUCGAAUCGAGGCUUUAAAGCUGCCUAUGAAUUCAGUGAGAGAUUUGUUAGUUUAGAUUUCAUCAGUAAAACCGACGGCGAACACAUCCGUGGAACGCAAUGUGAUCAGAAAAUUCUCAGUAAGCGUGGAUCAAGCGGCAUGGUUUUCUCCCCUAAUUAUCCUUACCCUUAUCAUCCUAAUGUCGUAUGUCGAUAUUAUGUAUACGGAAUGCAAGAUGCUCAAAGACUGGAGCGGGUCAGAUUACAAUUCGAAAAAUUUGAAAUUCCGUCAGUUAACGGAGUCUGCACAGACGGAUUUCUGCGUAUUUACCUUCAAGGUCAAGAGGAACGAUACGCGUUGGACGAAUUUGAUCACAAUCUGUGUGGGCAAAAUCUUCCUCCUGCUUUGAAAUCUGAAGGUCCACGUCUAGUAAUGAUAUUCAAGAGCGGUUCCACUCAAGGACAAGGAUUUAAAGCCCGGUAUUAUUUCGAAGCAGAUUACCAAGUGCCUGGUACUGCGUCCCCAAACGGAUCGUGCCAGUUUUUUUACCGCAGCGAAAGCCAAAAAACGGGAGAUUUCAACUCUCCCCACUAUCCAGCCAAUUACCCUUCCACCAUGCAGUGUGAGUAUUAUUUUUUCGGGCUGACGGGAGAGCAAGUUAAUUUAGUUUUCAAUUACUUCAAGACUAAAAUGGAAAUUGAAGCCUAUGGAUACAACGAGAUAUGCCAGGAAGACUGGUUAGAAAUCUACGAAGUCUACCCUUCUGGCCGCGAAAGGAAGUUGGGCCGGUAUUGCGGACGCACCGCUCCAGGACCUAUCAUGUCUGAAGUCGGAGUGGACGCAAUGAAAGUCAUUUUGCACACAGAUGACAAGGGAGUAGCAUCGGGAUUCACAGCCACCUAUGAGUUCUUUCCCGCAGUCACGCGAUAUGUUG